ACCUUGAGGGGGUUCAAAUCAAAACAAACCAUCGUGUUGCGUCCGUGAAACUGUUGUAGUCACAAAUUCUGUGAACGGUGCCCACAGAACGUGUUAUUUAUCCCAUAUUCGUAUACAAUUAAUAUCUAUGAUCACUGAGCUUUUGAUAUGUCAGUCGAAGGUGAAUUCUUCCUUUCCAUUACGGGCUCAAUCGAGUACGCGAAUUUUUAUGAUAUCGACAAUGUGUAUUGCAAGUACGGAUAUCACUGCGGACCGGACUGGACCGUUGUUAGGGGAAUUGAAGAAGGCCUUACGCAGAUGUGCAAAAAAAGCUGUGACGUCCGACAGCUAGCGGUUUGGAAUUUUCCUUUGGAUAUCGCCUUCAAGAGCAUCAAUCCCCACGGAUGGCCCCAACUCGUCCUUUCCAUUUAUGGUCUGGACUUUUUUGGCCACGAUGUUAUCCGAGGAUACGGUGUUUGUCAUCUGCCAAUGACUACGGGAACGCACACAAAGAAGGUGUCCAUCUACGUCCCGAAAUCGUCUUCGAUUUUUCGGCAGUUCGUCGCAUGGUUUUCCGGCCGACGACCGGAACUAAUCGAUCCAACAAUCUUGGCAUCCGGAAGCGGUCGCGAACUGACAAGGAUGGUUUCUCAGGGUUCGGUUACUGUCCGUUUUAACGUAUCGAUGAAGGAUUUUUUUAAACUCGGAUACAAUAACGGCCAGGAUCGGUUCCUUUGAAGUCCUUGGAAUUCUACCCUCCGGACUUCAUCACUGACGUUGUAUCGUAUAAUUGAAGAUCGGAGGAGCCAGGUCGUGAUUCGUUCACCCCCGCAGUUCGGGUGACUGGAGUUCAUUCUCGGACAAACAUCUGAAAAAUCUGAGACUCUCGGGUAAACGAGCAUCGCUUGAUCUCCUCUUCGGGCCAUCGACUCCAAUGCUGUUUGAAGACUUCGCGUCAUCUUUUUCGCUCUGGUGAUCGGAUGGAACUCGGAACAGGACAUCGCCAAGACUUCUCAACGAUCAACUUCCCUUCGUCAUACCCCAGUCGAGAUGGAUCUGCAACACAUGAGACGUACAAUUCUUCUUUCGCAGGGGUCGCAGUUCCACCAACAUCAUUGACCGGACUCCCCCUGUUCAUCAGAGGGAGUCCACCGUCCCCUGG
This is a messenger RNA of Athalia rosae (coleseed sawfly), 1141 nucleotides long. RefSeq names its product B9 domain-containing protein 1. NCBI's taxonomy places the organism in Eukaryota, Metazoa, Arthropoda, Insecta, Hymenoptera, Athaliidae. The transcript is spliced from 8 exons. Gene Ontology annotation, biological process: cilium assembly. The coding region runs from base 148 to 717 and encodes 189 amino acids. The record is from RefSeq and is a predicted model, not a curated record. Gene Ontology annotation, cellular component: MKS complex.